Messenger RNA from Ficedula albicollis (Collared flycatcher), 8489 nucleotides. It is a transcript of the gene MYO9A, whose product is annotated as myosin IXA. Gene Ontology annotation, cellular component: myosin complex. The record is from RefSeq and is a predicted model, not a curated record. Gene Ontology annotation, biological process: intracellular signal transduction; positive regulation of GTPase activity. Gene Ontology annotation, molecular function: GTPase activator activity; microfilament motor activity; protein binding. The transcript has 42 exons. Lineage: Eukaryota; Metazoa; Chordata; Aves; Passeriformes; Muscicapidae. Bases 187 to 8031 code for a protein of 2614 amino acids.
GCCUGUGUUGUGUGUGUAGUGUUUGAGUGUUGAAUACCUUUAUCUGCUACACCUUUGGGGUAUUUGUAGGAUAACACAUAACCUGGUUUUAUUUUGGCUUUUUCCAGCCUUGCUAACGUGAUGACCUGACAAGAUACAGCACAGUCCUGACUAUGCAGCACAGGGACUGAUGGGAAAGGAUCCAAUAUGAGUGUAAAUGAUGUAGGAGGCAGACGACGCUUCGAGGAUAGCGAGUACACGCUGCACAUCUACCCGGGGAGCAUUGCAGAGGGGACAAUCUACUGCCCCAUCACUGCCAGAAAAACCUCCACAGCCGCUGAGGUGAUCGACUCGCUCAUCAACAAACUCCAGCUGGACAAAACAAAAUGCUACGUGCUGGCCGAAGUGAAGGAGUUCGGAGGGGAGGAGUGGAUCCUCAACCCCACGGACUGCCCGGUGCAGCGCAUGAUGCUGUGGCCGCGGCUGGCGCUGGAGAACCGCACCAGCGGCGAGGAUUAUCGCUUCCUGCUGCGCGAGAAGAACCUGGACGGCUCCAUCCACUACGGCAGCCUGCAGUCCUGGCUGCGCGUCACCGAGGAGCGCCGCAGGAUGGUGGAGCGCGGCUUCCUGCCCCAGCCCCAGCAGAAGGACUACGAUGACUUGUGCGGUCUGCCCGACCUGAACGAGAAAACGCUCCUGGAGAAUCUCAGGAACCGCUUCAAGCAGGAAAAAAUCUACACCUACGUUGGCAGCAUCCUCAUUGUUAUUAAUCCCUUCAAGUUCCUGCCUAUUUAUAACCCCAAGUAUGUCAAGAUGUACGAUAACCAUCAGCUGGGGAAGCUGGAGCCCCACAUUUACGCCGUGGCAGAUGUGGCGUACCAUGCUAUGCUGCAGAGGAAGAAGAACCAGUGCAUCGUGAUUUCAGGGGAGAGCGGCUCGGGAAAGACACAGAGCACCAACUUUCUGAUUCAUCACCUCACUGCCCUCAGCCAAAAGGGAUUUGCCAGUGGAGUAGAACAGAUUAUUCUUGGAGCUGGCCCAGUGCUUGAGGCAUUUGGAAAUGCAAAAACAGCCCAUAACAACAACUCCAGUCGCUUUGGGAAAUUCAUCCAAGUGAAUUACCAGGAGACAGGCACCGUGAGAGGAGCUUAUGUUGAAAAAUACCUCCUGGAGAAGUCCCGGCUGGUCUAUCAGGAGCACAACGAGCGGAACUACCAUGUAUUUUAUUACCUCCUGGCAGGAGCGAGCGAGGAGGAGAGAUCAGCAUUUCACCUGAAGCAGCCAGAGGAAUAUCAUUACCUUAACCAGAUGACAAAGAAACCCCUCAGACAGAGCUGGGAUGAUUAUUACUAUGACUCGGAGCCGGAUUGUUUCUCCGUGGAAGGGGAGGAUCUGAAGCACGACUUUGAGCGGCUGCAGCUCGCCAUGGAGAUGGUGGGGUUUCUGCCCAAGACACGUAGACAGAUUUUCUCUCUGCUUUCGGCGAUCCUGCACCUGGGGAACAUCCGGUACAAGAAGAAAACCUACCGGGAUGACUCCAUCGACAUCUGUAACCCUGAAAUACUUCCCAUCGUGUCGGAGCUGCUGGAGGUGAAAGAAGAGAUGCUCUUUGAGGCCCUGGUGACCAGGAAGACAGUGACAGUGGGAGAGAAGCUGAUCUUACCAUACAAACUGGCAGAGGCUGUGACCGUGCGGAAUUCCAUGGCCAAGUCGUUGUACAGCGCCCUGUUUGACUGGAUUGUGUUCAGGAUCAACCACGCACUCCUCAACUCCAAGGACAUGGAGGAAAGCACCAAGACUUUAUCCAUUGGGGUGCUUGAUAUUUUUGGGUUUGAAGACUAUGAAAACAAUAGUUUUGAACAAUUCUGCAUUAACUUUGCCAACGAGCGCUUGCAGCACUACUUUAACCAACACAUCUUCAAACUGGAACAGGAGGAAUAUAGAGCAGAAGGAAUUAGCUGGCACAACAUCGACUACAUAGACAACUCCAGCUGCAUCAACCUGAUCAGCAAGAAGCCAACAGGGCUGCUCCAUCUGCUGGAUGAGGAAAGCAAUUUUCCUCAAGCCACAAACCAGACGCUGCUGGACAAAUUCAAGCGUCAGCACGAGGGGAACUCCUACAUUGAAUUCCCAGCAGUGAUGGAACCAGCUUUCAUCAUCAAACACUAUGCGGGCAAAGUGAAGUACGGAGUCAAGGAUUUCCGAGAGAAGAACACGGAUCACAUGCGGCCGGACAUCGUGGCGCUGCUGCGGAGCAGCAGGAACGCUUUCAUCUGCGGGAUGAUCGGCGUCGAUCCCGUGGCUGUUUUCCGCUGGGCUGUCCUCAGGGCCUUCUUCAGGGCCAUGGUGGCCUUUAGGGAGGCUGGCAAACGAUACGUGGAGAAAAAAACAGGUAUCACUCGGAAGAGCCCGAGGACACCGCUCUCAGACCUCCAGGGAGUCAACACCAUCAACGAGAGGAGCCCACGGGAUGCCUUUGCAGUUGGCUGGAAUGGCCGGAUGGGGAUGAGGCACAACAGGCUCACCAGCCCUGGCACCUUCCUGGACAAAGAUGGGAUAUUCGUCAGCACAAGCAACAGCAAACUGCUGGAGAGGGCCCAUGGCAUCCUCAUGCGAAAUAAGAACUUCAAAGCCAAACCCAGUCUCCCAAAGCACUUGCUGGAUGUGAAGUCCCUCAAGCAUCUCACAAACCUGACAUUGCACGACCGCAUCACCAAAUCCCUCCUCCACCUCCAUAAGAAGAAAAAACCACCCAGCAUCAGUGCCCAGUUCCAGGCAUCCCUCAACAAACUGAUGGAGACCCUUGACCAAGCAGAGCCGUAUUUUGUCAAGUGCAUCCGAUCCAACGCCGAGAAGCUGCCCCUGCGGUUCAGCGACAGCCUGGUGCUCCGGCAGCUGCGCUACACGGGGAUGCUGGAGACCGUGCGCAUCCGCCAGUCAGGAUACAGCUGCAAAUACUCCUUCCAGGAUUUUGUGAACCAUUUCCACGUCCUUUUGCCACAAGGGAUCAGCCCAUCUAAGCACAAUAUCCAUGAUUUCUUCCGGAAGAUAAAACUUGCUCCAGACAAUUACCAAGUUGGAAGAACAAUGGUUUUCAUGAAGGAGCAGGAGCGGCAGCUUCUGCAAGACCUGCUGCACCAGGAGGUGCUGCGGAGGAUCACUCUGCUGCAGCACUGGUUCCGCAGCCUGCUCUGCAGAAGGCAGUUCCUGAGCCUGCGGCAUGCAGCCAUCACCAUACAGAGAUUUUGGCGUAGCUACCAGAGCCGAAAAAAAGGCAAACCAUCCCCGGACCCUGCGGCUCUCAGCAAAGCCGCUGUCAUCCUGCAGACCCACUGGCGGGGCUUCGUGGAGCGGCGGAGGUUCCUGCAGAUGCAGCUUGCAGCCCAGCUGCUGCAGAGCUGCUGGCGGGAGCACGCCCGGCGCCGGCACGCCGCCGCCACCAGCAUCCAGGCGGCCUGGCGGGGACACCGCAGCCGGCAGGCGCUCGCUGCCCGCCGGAGCAGAGCCGUGUGCCUGCAGGCCGCCUGCCGGGGAUAUCUGGCACGGCAGAGGUUUAGAGCUUUGAAAGAGCAGCAGUUAAAAGAGAUGCAGCUGGAGAAUGGCCUGGCGGGUAAAGAAGAGGAUGGGCUGGAAGGAGAUGUUUUGGAAAUUAAGGGCUCUGACCCAUCCAAGUGGGAGGACAACUCAUUUGAAGAGCGAGUGAGAGCUGUAGAACAACAUAUAUCACUGAUGGAGAAUAAUCGGGUGAAUCACAUGGACCCACUGGAUACUUCCCUGUACAAAAGGCAUGAGAGAACCAGCAGCCAGAGUGGGAUGGACACCAAGGAGGAGAUCAUCGUGAGAGAGAGGCCCAAGUCUCUGGAGGAUCUCAACCAGAAAAAAGUGGUUCGUGCAAAGAGGGAAAGCCGGAGGAUGCGGGAGCUGGAGCAGGCAAAGUUCAGCUUGGAGCUGCUCAAGGUCCGUUCCACAGGUGGGCUGUCACCUGCAGAGGAGCAGCUCUGGUCCUCUGAGCUGGUGUCAGAGGCACUGCACUCCCCUCAGGGAACCCCAGAGAGCGAGAGCUCUCAAGGGAGCUUCGAGUUGUUAAGCAGCGAAGAUACCUCAAAUAAUAAACCCAUUUCCUUAGUCUUAGAUGAUCAUGAUGCGCAGUCAUUUUCCAUGGACUCCCUGCCCAGCAGUCCCCAGGCUCAGCUGCAGGAGAAGCCUUCCUGUGCAGCAGAUGGGAACAGUGAUUUGCCCAGCUGCAGACAGACCCCGGCAGACACGGUGCUGCCCAAUAACCUCAGCAGGAAGGAGCGUGGGGUCAGUGGCCCCCAGAAUGUUACAAAGGCUCACUCAAGAGAAACCCUCCUUUCCAGCAACCUCCCGACUUUCUACGUUCCACCACAAGACAAUGUGAAGAUGAUGGAGAAUAACCUGAGGAAUAAAGCAGUGGAAAAAGAGGAAAGGACAGUUACAUUCUCCAAGGCCAGGAAGGACUCUGAGUCAGACCAGGGCAAAGCCUUGGGAGAAGAAGAGGAAGAGGAUAAACCCUCUACCAAGAGAGAGGAACGUGGGACAGUGACAGCAGCACAGGCUCUUUCUCCAGGUUCUGUCAUCAAGAGACUGGAAAAGCUCAACGUGGAGAAGGAGGAACGGCAAAAGCAGCUUCAGCUGCAAAAUGAGAGGGAGAUGAUGGAGCAGAUUCGUCAGCAGAAGGAAAUUCUGGAGAGACAACGCAAAGCCUUCGAGCAGCAAGGGAGGGUAGAGGCUUUGCAGAGGACGGAGCAGAGCAGAGUGAAGGACCCUUCCCUCAAACCAGCCAAAAAAGCAGACAGCCGGCCUCAGUCAGUGCUCAUCCUGCACCCCCAGAGCAGAGGGGAGCACGGCCCCACCCCAGGCACGGCUCCAACCUCAGCAGUGGACAUCAAGGGUCUCACUGUUGGCACCAGGGCAAGCUCUCCAGCCCACAGUGCCCCCAAGGACCGACCUGUCAGCAUGUUCGUGGAGCCAAGAGAAGCUCUGGAGCCCCGCUGCCAUUCCAAGCCAGCUCUGGACCCCAAGGACCACCCGGGCAGCCACUUCUCGAGGACAGAGCGCCUCCGGCAACCGCGGGUGCCCAACCAGGCCACUGAGGAGACCAGGGCAAGCUCCAUGUUUUUCACUCCAAAAGACAAUCCCUUCGGCCUCCACAGAGAGGCAAAUCAUCAGUGCCUUUCCAGGGGCGAACUAGCACGGAAGCCGUUUAAGAUGCCGGGGUCUGGCAGAGGCGAGGUGCCCAGACCGAGCCAUAAAAAGAAAGCCCGCAUGGCGCGGACGCGCUCCGAUUUCUUGACUAGAGGUACUUUUGCUGAUGGGGAGGGGGAUACGGAGGAAGAGGAUUACGAUGGCAGUUUUGAGUUCCUUCUCUCCUCUGAGCACCCUCCUCACACCGAGGCAGCCCGCCUGGGGCAGGCCUGUUACAGUGACUCCGAAAUGACCGUGCAGCGACUCGCCUCCGGGGAAGGCCAGGCCAAACUGCACAAAACCAUGUCCCAGGGGGAGAUUGGGAAGCUGGUGGCCACACAGAAGAGUCUGGUUCCAGAUGGGAGGCCUCAACGAGCCAAGAUGAGGUUUUGGGUGAAGGGAAAGCAAGGGGAAAAGAAGACCCCCCGGGAGAAGCUCGCUACCCAGUCUGAGCUGCUGGAGCUGUAUGCAGAAGAGGAAGCCCCUGGCAGGGAGGCCAUUCCUGGCUUGCAGCUUGGUGAAGCAGAGUUGGGUCCUCAUCACCUGACGCCCCCGCGGAGUCCUGAGCUGUCAGGCAUCUACCGGCGGGAGUUUAAGGAGAACAAGGAGCCCUCUCCCAAGGUCAAGCGCAAGCGCAGCGUCAAGAUCAGCAACGUGGCUCUGGAGCCUGUGCAGUGGCAGAACGACUCCCUGCAGAUCAUAACCAGUGCCAGUGACCUGAAGAGCAUGGAUGAGUUUCUCCUGAAAAAGAUGAAUGAACUGGACAAUGAGGAUAGCAAGAAGGACACGCUGGUGGAUGUCGUGUUCAAGAAAGCACUGAAGGAAUUCCGACAAAACAUCUUCAGCUUUUACUCCUCAGCGUUGGCAAUGGACGACGGGAAAAGCAUCCGCUACAAGGACCUCUACGCCUUAUUCGAGCAGAUUCUGGAGAAGACCAUGAGGCAUGAGCAGAGGGACUGGAGUGAGUCUCCAGUUAAAGUCUGGGUCAAUACCUUCAAAGUCUUCCUGGAUGAAUACAUGAUAGAGUACAAACCCCUGGACUACACUGCGGGGAAGGUGCCAAAAAUGGAACGAAAAAAGAGAAGGAAAAAGGAAGCAGAUGUGGUGGAAGAGCACAAUGGUCACAUUUUCAAGGCUACCCAAUACAGCAUCCCGACAUACUGUGAAUAUUGUUCCUCCUUGAUCUGGAUCAUGGACAGGGCUUCUGUUUGUAAAUUAUGUAAAUAUGCUUGUCACAAGAAAUGCUGUCUUAAAACCACAACCAAGUGCUCCAAAAAGCACGACCCCGAGCUGUCCCCGCGGCAGUUCGGCGUGGAGCUGUCCCGGCUGACCAGCGAGGAGCGCGCCGUGCCGCUGCUGGUGGAGAAGCUCAUCAACUACAUCGAAAUGCACGGGCUCUACACAGAGGGCAUCUACAGGAAAUCAGGCUCCACCAACAAGAUCAAGGAGCUGCGGCAAGGCCUCGAUACAGACAUCGAUAACGUGAAUUUAGACGACUAUAACAUCCACGUCAUUGCCAGCGUGUUCAAGCAGUGGCUCCGAGAUCUGCCCAACCCCCUCAUGACCUUUGAGCUCUACGAGGAGUUCCUGCGGGUGAUGGGGCUCCAGGAGAGGAAGGAGACGGUGCGUGGGGUGUACUCAGUGAUUGACCAGCUCUCCCGCACCCACCUCAGCACCCUGGAGCGCCUCAUCUUCCACCUGGUCAGGAUUGCCCUCCAAGAGGAGACCAACCGCAUGUCAGCCAACGCCUUGGCCAUUGUGUUUGCUCCCUGCAUCCUCCGCUGCCCUGACACAACAGACCCACUACAGAGCGUUCAGGACAUCAGCAAAACCACCACUUGCGUGGAAUUAAUUGUCAUUGAGCAGAUGAACAAGUACAAGGCUCGGCUCAAAGACAUCAACAGCCUGGAGUUCGCAGAGAACAAAGCCAAGAGCCGCCUGUCCUUGAUCCGCAGAUCUAUGAAGCCCGUACUAAUUGCAGUUAGAUUUAUGAGCAUAACCCGCAGCUCAAUCCCGGGCAAAGGACGCGUGCGGCGCGGCGCCUUCCCCAGCCCCGCCUCCCCUGUCACCGGGCGCCUGCCCUCGGUGACAGACAUCCCUGAGGAGACCAUGAGCAGCGAGGAGGCCAUGGAGAUGGAAGUGACGGAGCAGCAGCAGGCGGCCAUGCAGCAGGAGGAGAAGGUGCUGACCGAGCAGAUUGAGAGCCUGCAGAAGGAAAAGGAGGAGCUAACCUUUGAGAUGCUGACACUGGAGCCCCGUGCCUCCGACGACGAAACCCUCGAGUCUGAAGCCUCCAUUGGCACAGCCGACAGCUCUGAAAAUUUGAACUUCGACUCCGAAGGAGCCAUCUCUGAUCGCUCAGAGAGAAGUGUAGCACUUACGUCCCUGCGCCCCGCCAAGGCCGAGGGGCCGAGCCGGCUGCGGCGGCACCCCAGGAUGCGGCUGGACCCGGCGGAGCCCGCUGACACCCCCAUCUCCUCCUCCUCCUCCUCCUCCCAAUCAUCCACCUCCUGUUUGCCCCACCUGCCCCGGAAGCGCUUCCAGAUGUACUCCAAGUCUCCUUUCUACCGAGCAGGGGGGCACGGCGAGGCCCCCGAAAGCCGGGCCAGCCCCGAGGGCCCGGAGCGGCCUCUCCAUUACCCCGAGGACCGGCCGCAGUUCACCACGCGCGGGACCUUCAACCCGGAGAAGGGCAAACAGAAACUCAAGAGUGUGAAAUCUUCCCCCCCAAAAACCAAAGAGCCCCCAGAGGGGGGGCCUGGAGGGGGACACAAGAGGAACCCCGAGGCCGAUUGUGCCGCCGCCCAACCCCUUGUCCUGCUGGGGAGCAACGAGUUCAUGGUCUGAGAUGCUCCACCCUGGAGCUGCAUCCGUGCCAGGGCAUCCUCCCCCCAUUGGCAAUGCUCUGAUGGCUUCCUCGUUAACACCAGGAGACGAAUUCCUAAUUAAAAAGGCCAGGAGGGGACGGUUUUAAUGGUGGCCUUAAUGAUUUGGGGGGGGUUGAGACCUUCUGGUGGCAGGGGAUGGGAGGCACUGACCGGCUCCUGGCCCUUCCCCUCGGAGCAUCCCACGUCUCGGAGCAUCCGCCCCCAGAUCCUUGUGCUGAAUUGCCAUUGCCUGUUGGCAGGAGCAAACCAAGCCUGAAAACCCCACGGGAGCCUCCCGAGCCGGCUCCACUGCAGCCAAGCCCUCCACGCUUUACCCACCUCAUCCACACCAACGCCGAUGCAUGGAAAAGUGUUCAAACCUGCCAAAAAUCACCUUUUCCCUUUGUUUUGUUAUUUUUUAAUGAGACCUAACCAUCU